Dufourea novaeangliae is the source of this 1141-nucleotide messenger RNA. RefSeq names its product PI-PLC X domain-containing protein 3. The transcript has 2 exons. Lineage: Eukaryota; Metazoa; Arthropoda; Insecta; Hymenoptera; Halictidae. The record is from RefSeq and is a predicted model, not a curated record. Bases 146 to 1141 code for a protein of 331 amino acids. Gene Ontology annotation, molecular function: phosphoric diester hydrolase activity. Gene Ontology annotation, biological process: lipid metabolic process.
UACCUACAUCGUUACCAUACACGUAGAAUUUGAUCUUUACCAUACAUGAAUUCCUAUAAAAAAUCGUUGCAAAUUUUCGAGAACCUCUAUUGCGAGUAUAACACUUUUGUGUCGAUCCAUUCCAUUGCACGGUGACGAAAAUUAUAUGUUUAAAAUUAUGGAAUACGAAAGCGGUGUUCCAUACAAAGUGGGUAGAAAAGGGAUCAUUUCAAACGAAGAACUAGAGUACUGGAUGACUCGACUUCCGGAAGUUAUAAGAAACGUACCCAUAAUACAACUGGCAAUACCCGGUUCUCAUGAUACGAUGACUUACACUAUAAAUCGACGUAACGACGUGGGGCCCGAUGAGCCAAACUACAUCAGAGCUCUUGGCCGUUACUGCUCACUCGUUUCUAAACCCAUUAUUUUUAAUUGGUCUAUUACGCAACAUGACAAUAUCAAGGAUCAGCUCAACGGAGGAAUCCGAUACCUAGAUUUACGCGUUGCAACAAAACCACCGAACGGAAACAUUUAUUUCGUGCACGGCUUGUAUGGGUCAACAAUAUACCAACCGUUACAAGAAAUGGCAGAAUGGCUGUCUUCUCAUAACAACGAAAUUUUAAUCAUAGAUUUUCAACAUUUCUACGCGUUCUCGGACAUGGACCACCGCCACCUUGUGGACACGAUUUUCCGUUUAUUUCAGAGAAAACUAUGUCCAAUAGCCUCGAGCUUUGAUCACAUAACACUUAACUGGCUUAACUUGGAAAAGUACCAAGUGAUCGUUAUUUAUAGAAACAUUUAUGCGCAAAAUUAUUCGAAUUUGUGGCCAAGCGGGUUAUGGCGUACGCCAUGGCCUAAUACUACUCGUGUUGAUGAACUUUUAGAUUUCUUAAAUGCUGAAUUGCUGGCGCGACCAUUGGAGAUUGGUUUCGUAUCGCAAUGUGUUUUAACUCCAGAUGUCUCUUAUGUAUUAAAACAUCUGUGUGGAACGCUGCAGAGGAAUUUAGUUCCAUUAUGUCAGAAAGCAAUUGUAUCUUGGAUAGGUCAGAAACACCCCGGUCGAAAUGGAUUGAAUAUAGUUAUUGCUGAUUUUGUAUCAGAUAAUAAUUUUUUAUUUUGUAAGAUCAUUAUUGAUAGUAAUAAAAAGUUUUUCCACUCAUAG